GAAAACAGAAUUAAAAGGGGAGGGUGGAGAUGAAAAGUCUGGAAUUGACUCAUAGUGAAAAUCAAUAGUCGUUCGUAAGUGGUGGAGUAGCAGCCGAGUUUAAAUUUGUGGACUAUUUGCAGCUCUAACAAUCCCACAUCCCUCCAGUCGUCUUGCUGCCUUGCUUUUGUCAAGGGGAAUGAUACAUGAGGAUGUGGUUUCUUGCUACAUUCUUCUGCUUGUAACUGGUGAAGCAAAGCAGCAGAAAAUGCAGAGAAGUCUCCACAGCGGCAGACAAUAUGUGGAAACAAAGAUCAAGGAAGUCCCGGAUUGCCCGCUCGAAAAGCAUGGUGAUGGGCGAGUCAAUGCGACCCUCCAGCAGACCCUCGUCCCCCAGUCUCCAGGAACGGGUCUUGAAAUCGGGAUGGUUGAAGAAGCAGCGAAGCAUCAUGAAGAACUGGCAGCAACGGUGGUUUGUGCUGAGGGGAGAGCAGCUCUACUACUACAAGGAUGAGGAAGAGAAUAAGCCACAGGGAUCUAUCCAACUGCAAGGGAGUCAAGUGAAUGAGUUCACAGCAAACCCUGAGGAGCCUGGUAAACACCUCUUUGAGAUUGUCCCAGGGGGUGCUGGGGACCGGGACCGGAUGGCUGUCAAUCAUGAAGCAUUCCUUCUUAUGGCAAACUCCCAGAAUGACAUGGAGGACUGGGUCAAAGCCAUUAGGCGAGUGAUAUGGGCUCCAUUUGGCGGAGGUAUAUUUGGACAGCGAUUGGAAGAUACAGUCCAGUAUGAGAGGAAGUUUGGAAGGCAUUUGGCUCCAUUACUAGUGGAACAGUGUGUGGACUUUAUCAGAGAACAUGGCCUCAACGAAGAAGGGUUAUUUCGCAUGCCUGGACAAGCCAACCUGGUCAAAGAUCUCCAGGAUUCUUUCAACUGUGGAGAAAAGCCUCUGUUUGACAAGAACACAGACGUUCACACAGUUGCAUCCUUACUGAAACUGUACUUGAGGGAAUUACCAGAACCAGUCAUCCCAUUCGCCAAGUAUGAAGACUUCCUUUCAUGUGCACAACUGCUGGCUAAGGACAAAGAAGAGGGUGUCCAGGAGCUGAUCAAACAGGUCACUGGUCUGCCUCAGGCCAACUACAAUCUCCUCAAAUAUAUCUGCAGAUUCCUUGAUGAAGUUCAGUCUUAUUCAAGUGUUAAUAAAAUGAGUGUCCAGAACCUUGCAACUGUCUUUGGGCCGAAUAUUUUGCGUCCAAAAUUGGAGGACCCAGUGACUAUAAUGGAAGGUACCUCCCUGGUACAGCAUCUGAUGACCGUGCUGAUCAGUGAACACAAUAGGCUCUUCCCCAUUAUUCCCAGCGACAUUCCGGUCCCACAACCCGAUGCGAGGUCGUUGAGCAAGCGCUGUCUGGUGGAGUGGGUGUCGGAGGAGGAGUGCGAAGAAGCCAAGACUGACAAUCAAGUGGGGAGUUUCUGCAACAGUGCCACCUCUUUGGACGUGAAUGUGAGCACCCCUGUGACUGUUUCCAAAAAUGCCUCUCGAGACCAAGCGGACAAGCAGGUGGCCGGCAGUACCAGCCCGAGCAGGAGACUGCAGACGCUCCCUGGGUGGAAAUACUCGUUUAAACAGACAGGAGGAAGGUCCAGCAGUGCCAAAGUAGGUGGCUCGACUUUAGAUAUUCCACACUUAACAGCCAGUGGGAAUUGGCUGAUGAAUGGAUUGUCUUCACUGCGAGGACACAGAAGGACUUCAUCUGGGGACAGAGUCAAAGAAUCUGGGUCUUCCCGUCUGUCAACCUAUGAUAAUGUGCCAUCGUCCAACCUUUCCUUGAGUGCUGGGGACAGGCACAGUGUUGCCAGCACCACAUGGUCAACAUCAUCCUGUGAAAUUUCCGUGGUUGACUCCAGCAGUUCAAUAGCUUGUCAGGAAAGUGACUCUUUGGUGCUCAGCUGUACGAAAGCAGACUGGCCAGUGCAGGUCACCCAGCCACAGGGCGAGGGGCAGAGGAGCGAGCCCGGCAACAGGAGCGAGCCAUUUGAUGUGUGCAUCAGCAGUGCGAGCUGCAGCGAAAACAGCGACUUACUUUUUGCGUCUAAUGAUUCUGCCACAUGUUCGAAAGCACUUCAGAGUCUGGUCACGGAGCUCAAGUCAGAACUGACCAAACAAAGGGCAGAGUACGAAACCAGGAUUAAAAGGCUCGAAGAGUCCAGCACAGAACUGCGAGUGCAAGUGAACAGACUGGAGGAAGAGUUGGACCAAGGGAAAAAGAAAUACACCAUGCUUGAAAUUAGGAUGCGGAAUGCGGACCGGGCACGUGAAGAUGCAGAGAGGAGAAACCAGCUUCUGCAGAAGGAAAUGGAGGACUUCUUCGCCACGUUAGGAGACUUUACACUGGAAUCCAGAGAGUCCAAUUCCAAGUAG
Molecule: messenger RNA, 2402 nt
Organism: Pristis pectinata (smalltooth sawfish)
Lineage: Eukaryota; Metazoa; Chordata; Chondrichthyes; Rhinopristiformes; Pristidae
Product: rho GTPase-activating protein 22-like
Exons: 10
Coding region: 279-2402 (707 amino acids)
Biological process (GO): activation of GTPase activity; signal transduction
Cellular component (GO): focal adhesion
Molecular function (GO): GTPase activator activity
Source: RefSeq, a predicted model, not a curated record